Messenger RNA from Danio aesculapii, 454 nucleotides. It is a transcript of the gene atp5mf, whose product is annotated as ATP synthase membrane subunit f. The transcript is spliced from 4 exons. The record is from RefSeq and is a predicted model, not a curated record. Gene Ontology annotation, molecular function: proton-transporting ATP synthase activity, rotational mechanism. Lineage: Eukaryota; Metazoa; Chordata; Actinopteri; Cypriniformes; Danionidae. The coding region runs from base 74 to 343 and encodes 89 amino acids. Gene Ontology annotation, biological process: proton motive force-driven mitochondrial ATP synthesis.
UUGUCCGUUGACGUCACUCCAUUUUACUCCCAGCAUUCCCCGCUACAGCUCUCAUCUUGAGGUUCAGAGCAAGAUGGCGGAUAAAGCAGUGGCCCUGGCCGAGAAGAGGCUUAUGGACGUGAAGCUCGGGCAACUGCCAGCUUGGCUCGGAACAAGAGACUUCACACCAAAUGGAGUUGUUAGAGGAAUUCGUGGAGGCUAUGACAGAUAUUACAACAAAUACAUCAAUGUGAAGAAAGGUGGCAUUGGUGGAAUUGCCAUGUUCCUUGCUGGUUACGUUAUCCUGAGCUACGCCUGGGAAUACGACCACAUCAAGCACGACAGGUGGAGGAAGUACCACUGAAACCAAUGGACCACCGGGCCGCUCAAAUCUAUCUUCUGCAGCAGUGUGAUCCCCUCUCAGCUUUCUCUUUGUGACUGUUGUGACCAAGAAUAAAAUGACAUUUAUUUAAAA